This is a messenger RNA of Bombus terrestris (buff-tailed bumblebee), 1941 nucleotides long. RefSeq names its product PDZ domain-containing protein GIPC3 (gene kermit). The coding region runs from base 677 to 1711 and encodes 344 amino acids. NCBI's taxonomy places the organism in Eukaryota, Metazoa, Arthropoda, Insecta, Hymenoptera, Apidae. Gene Ontology annotation, molecular function: protein binding. The record is from RefSeq and is a predicted model, not a curated record. The transcript is spliced from 6 exons.
AAGUUGUUUUGAGAUCAAAAAGUUAGGAGAGUUGUUUUUUUAAAAUUAAUCUUCUCAUGCCGAUUAGCGGAGUUUUUAUUGACAUUUGCAUUGCGUCGAACGAUCACGUCAUCGAGUUAUGAAAUUUUUUAUCGCCUGAGCAUUUGUUAAAACAAACAACAUUUGUUUUCUCGUUAUCGUUAACAUUAGUCACACCUGAAUAAUCCUAUUGAAUCGCUUCUAGAAAUUUCUUUUUCUUGCCUUAUAAAUGAUUGUUGUCUUCAAAUUCGUUUAUUCAUUACAUUUUUAUCCAUCUCUGCCAUACAUAUACGUAUUCUUCAUAUAUAUCCAUAGUCAGAAAAAACCACUUAACGAUGUUAAUGUAAUAGAUUAAAAAAGUAUUAUCCGGAGGAGAGGUAAAGGAGUAUAAGUCAUGGAUACUGCAUAUCAGUAGUAGACAAAAGAAAAAGAAUCUUUUUGGAAAAAUUGAACGCGUUAGCCUCGCCCCUUAGAUACUUAUCAUAUUCCUACACGUGUGUGCUUUACAUUCAUCCAAAAAUUUAUCGAAGUACAGUGAAGACAAAUAAAAAUAUUAUCUCGGCGAUGGCUUGAUGUGGGGAUUACAUAAGAAAUAUAGAAACUUUAGGGCUUAAUAUCUCGACUUCGAUAUCGCUAGGCUUCCGUAAAACAGGUAAGCAUGUCGUUGUUCAAAGCGCGUGCCGCCCCCAGGUCUCCUACGUCGGAGAAGGUUCUGAACGGUGGAUCUCAUUACCAUAAUCAUCAUAAUCAACCAAAUGGUAACGAGAACGAUCAGGAAGGGUCUGAAGGGACUCAUAAUCAACAACAAAAUGGUAACCAAGAGCAAAGGCGACCUUCUAAAGUACAUAAGCCUCCUCUAGUCUUCUACUGUCAACUGGCUCAUGGGAGUCCAACAGGAUUGAUAUCAGGAUUCAAUAACGUACGAGAACUUUACCAGAAAAUAGCGGAUUGCUAUGAUAUACCAAUGGAAGAAAUCCUCUUUUGUACCCUGAAUACUCACAAAAUAAAAAUGAGCGAAUUAUUGGGAGGCCAGAUAGGAGUAGGUGACUUUAUAUUUGCACACAGAAAAGGGAGACGUAAAGAGAUAGAAUUGGUGAAAACGAAUGACUCCCUUGGAUUAACCAUAACCGACAACGGAACAGGUUACGCCUUCAUAAAGCGCAUCAAAGAAGACUCGAUAAUCGAUAGGAUAAAAGUGAUCGAAAUUGGAGAUCACUUGGAAAAAAUCAACUCCACCAGUCUAGUUGGCAAACGUCAUUUCGAAGUGGCAAAGGUGUUGAAAGAGAUCCCUAAGGGAGACACAUUCACGCUAAGGCUUGUGGAACCAUUGAAAAAUGGUUUUGCCAACAUUGGUCCACGAGGUGAUACGAAGAAAGGAAAAAAAUCCGGUUAUGGAACUGGAAAGGAAACCCUCAGGUUCAAAGCUGAUGGAAGUGCACAGAUUAUAGAAAAGGUGGAUGAUGCUGCCACUAUAGCCAUAGAGAAGAUCAACGUUAUCCUAGAGAGCUUCAUGGGCAUUUAUGACACGGAAUUAGCUACACAAAUUUGGGAGCUUGCAGAGAACAAGCGCAAUAGUAGUGAAUUUGCAGAAGCAAUCGAUAAUUCGGAUUUAGAGGCUUUCGGAUUUACGGAUGACUUUGUCAUUGAGUUAUGGGGCGCUGUGACUGAUGCCAGAGCUGGAAGACAUCGAUGAUGUCGACGAUUAUGUCAAUUAAUAGAACCAAACAAAGAAAGAGCCAAGAGGAACCCUUUUCUAUUAUUAGCAGCUUAAAAUUUGUGCCGUAAAAAUGUGGCAUGCAGAUAACAAUUGAAUUGUAAAUUAAUUGUAAUAGUUAACGCUUAAAAUUUGUACAAUUUAUAUUAUAAAUUUAUACAUAUUUAAAAUUAUACAAAAUAAAAUAAUAAAUAAACUUGAAAAAAUUA